UUGAGAACCGUUUGCACAUAUCUCACUCAAAUUUUUUGCGGGUUCAAGUCAGAUUUUCAAAAAUGUUUUCGCUUUUUGUUCUUUUGCUUACUUUUAUAGACUCCACACACUCCAUCACUGUAAAGGUCCCUAAGAAUUUCAUCAAUGUGACCGUGGGUGAAACCAUCUAUCUACAGUGCACCUUCGCUACCAAUCAGCCCACCACCAACCUCCUCGUGCAGUGGACCUUCUACAGCAGAUCCUCCAUCAGUCCUCAACAGGUAUAUUUCUAUCAGGCUGGAACUGCAUACAUCAGUCCUCAGUUUAAGGGCAGACUGACUAUGCUUAAUCAAGUCAACACAACUAUGAACGCCUCAAUCUCCAUCAGCAACAUGCAGGCCGCUGAUUCUGGAUCAUACACCUGUGAAGCUCACAACAUCCCUGACAUCGAAGGCAUCACUUCUGCUUCUGUCCUGGUCAAAGUGCUUGAAAAACCAUCUGUUCCUUAUUGUGCUGUCCACGGCACUGUGGAGAUGGGUCAUUUGGUCACCCUCACAUGUCACUCUGAGAAAGGAAGUCCAAGCCCUAACUACACCUGGACUAAACUCCAGCAGGGCAGGAGCAGCAGAGUGCUUGGCCAAACAGAUGUGACAACAGGGUUCAUGUACAUCAGAAACAUCUCUGAAUUUGAGUUUGGCGAAUAUCAGUGUAACGCAUCCAACGUUGUGGGUUUCGCAACUUGCAGUAUUGUGCUGCACACAGAGCUGAAUGGAGGAGCAAUCGCUGGGGUGGUUAUUGGGGCAAUUCUGGGAGCCGUUUUAAUCUUCCUGCUGGUUUGGUUCAUCACACACCAGCUGAAGAAAAAGAAGCACAAAGUAUCCAAAGAGAAUAAACAACAGAGUGUAAAGUCAGUGGAAUAUGUGGUUGUUCCAGCUAAGCCAAUUGAGGACCAUGGAGAAGAGGAAGCCUAACAUCCAUUCAUUUAUGGUUAAAAAUGCCUGAUGUUGGUGAUCCUGUUUUUAGCAAAGAUGUCUUUGAUGUUAUUAAUUAAUAAUAAAAAUAAGAUGUUCCCCAAGGUUUUCUGAACACUCCCCCUCACCACCAGAAAAAAUACAUCUGAUAUACAGUGAAUACAAGUAAAUUCACAUUGUUUUAUUAACACAAUGUUUUUGUGAGAAAACAUUUUUAUAUUUCUGCAUAUCAGUAAAUAUAAGGAUGAGAUAGAGCAAAAUAUUUCAACAUUAAAAAAGUACACGUUUUACCUUCAAGGGACAAUAGUAAUGAUAUUAAUAAUGUUUUACUACUUCCUUUGAAGUUUUCUUUCGAAGUAUUGCAUGUCGCAUGUCGAAAGCUUGGAUGUCAAAAUGAACUGUUCAGGAAAUGAAAAAAACUGUACUUUUGAAAUGAUUAAAUAAUGUGUUUUCCAAUUUGAGAAGGACUUUUUAAAAACGUUUUAUUGAUUAGUUUUUUGCAAAGGCUAGUGGCAAACAUAAAGGGUGACCAAUAAUAAGAAUUUAGGGGGAAAAAAAACACAAAAUGUGGAUUUUUUUUGAAGGACAGCAACAAUUUGUGUGAUUUAAAUAGCUUAAAUAAAAUGUGUAAAUGGACACACUUGACUAAAAUACCUUAAAGUUUCCUUAAACCUAAAUAAAUAUUUCUUAAAGCUUAAACUUAACUGCUUGAAAUUAAUUUUGUGUCCAUUUCUUUUUUUUUAAGUCAAGACAGAUGUAAAGUGAAUGAAUAGCAAUUUUUUUGAUGGUUUUAGUAUGAAAUAAGGAAAUUGGGGAUAAAGAAUCGCUGAAUGUGUUAGUAGGGUGUUAAGGAUAUUUUUUUAUGUGCUGUACUUUUUUUUGCUGUGUUCAUUUUUCUCUUAACAUUUAUUUUGAUUAGAUUCA
This is a messenger RNA of Triplophysa dalaica, 1874 nucleotides long. Its product is annotated as V-set and immunoglobulin domain-containing protein 1-like. Lineage: Eukaryota; Metazoa; Chordata; Actinopteri; Cypriniformes; Nemacheilidae. The record is from RefSeq and is a predicted model, not a curated record. The transcript is spliced from 7 exons. Gene Ontology annotation, cellular component: plasma membrane. Gene Ontology annotation, biological process: epithelial cell morphogenesis; maintenance of gastrointestinal epithelium. Bases 63 to 950 code for a protein of 295 amino acids.